GCGUGCCAUCCAGAGGGCGUGAUCGUGAAGCUGUGCUCCUUCCUAUAAAGCUGCUCCAGCAUGUUCGCGGAAAGUUCACAGCUACUGAACCGUCAUAUCAAAAGCAUUGUUAUCAGGACACAGUGAUGGGCAGCUUGGUGAAAACCUUUAUUUUCCUAGACCUGGAAGCUACUGGUCUAAAUGGGACCCGUCCCAAAAUCACAGAGCUUUGCCUGGUGGCUGUCCACGCAUCUUCACUGAAGAAUCCAACAACCAAUGACUCAGGGGAGAUCCAGCUACCUCGAGUGUUGGACAAGCUUUGCCUUUGCGUAGAUCCAGGAAAGCCCUUCACUCCAAUAGCCUCUGAAAUCACUGGUCUGGACAAUGAGCUACUGAGAUCUUGUGAGAAGAAAACAUUUGAUGAAAGCCUCAUCAACACCGUCAUCCAAUUUAUAAACCGUCAGGCUCAGCCAGUUUGUCUGGUGGCCCACAAUGGCUUUAACUACGACUUUCCCCUACUGAAGACUGAGCUUCAUCAACAAGAUCAUGACCUCCCCAGCUCCAUCUUGUGUGUGGAUUCACUUCAAGCCUUCCGAAAUCUGAAUAGUGAAGAGAGACCGAGGACAAAAAGAAGCAAAGGGCAGUUUACCCUUAAGGGAAUUCAUGAACAGUUCUUCGGCAAAGAGCCUAACAUUUCCCAUAGUGCAGAAGAGGAUGUGUUGACCCUCAUUCUUAUCAUUCUCAAAGCAGACCGUCUUCUAGACGUAGCCAAUUACAAGCAUUGGGGAGAAAUAAAUAAAAUGUACUAAUGCCAUACCUUGUAUAUAGGACCAUGAAUUUUACAUGGUCGCCAAGUUAUUCCAUGCAUAUUUUACCUUUUUCAAUAGCGGCAUCUGUGCUUAACCACCUCAGCCCCGGAAGAAUUUACCCCCUUCCUAUCCAUAGGACUUUUUGCGAUUUGGCACUGCGUCGUUUUAACUGAC
Molecule: messenger RNA, 962 nt
Organism: Rana temporaria (common frog)
Lineage: Eukaryota; Metazoa; Chordata; Amphibia; Anura; Ranidae
Product: three prime repair exonuclease 2-like
Exons: 2
Coding region: 126-788 (220 amino acids)
Biological process (GO): DNA catabolic process
Cellular component (GO): cytoplasm
Molecular function (GO): nucleic acid binding; 3'-5'-DNA exonuclease activity
Source: RefSeq, a predicted model, not a curated record